AUGAAGUUGCUGCUGUUGCUGCUGCUGAUGGAACAAACUGCAGCUGAGCAGAGAGGUCUGUUCCCGGCCAUCCUGAACCUGGCCAGUAACGCAGUGAUCAGCAGCAACGCAACAUGUGGCGACCCAGAACCCGAAGUUUACUGUAAACUGGUCGAGCACGUUCCAGGACGAAGGAUCAAGAACCCACACUGUCCCAAAUGUGACGCCAACUCCGUCCUCAGCAAAGAACGUCAUCCAAUUACAAACGCCAUCGAUGGAACCAAUCAGUGGUGGCAGAGUCCAAGUAUCAAGAACGGGCGACAGUUUCACUGGGUCACCAUCACACUGGACCUCAAACAGAUUUUUCAGGUCGCCUACAUCAUCAUCAAGGCAGCGAACUCUCCUCGCCCAGGUAACUGGAUCCUGGAGCGCUCUCUGGAUGGUGUGAACUUUGACCCCUGGCAGUUUUAUGCCAUCAGCGAUUCUGAAUGUUUGACUCGUUACAACAUCACACCGAGACUCGGACCUCCGACCUAUAAGAGCGACACUGAGGUCAUCUGUACGUCGUAUUACUCCAGACUGAACCCACUGGAGCACGGAGAGAUCCACACCUCUCUGAUUAACGGGCGACCCGGAGCUGACGAUUUGACCUCUGACCUCCUCAACUUCACAUCAGCUCGUUACAUCAGACUCAGACUUCAGCGAAUCAGAACUCUGAACGCCGACCUGAUGACACUGAGCGCUCGCGACCCCCGAGACAUCGACCCCAUCGUCACCCGGAGGUAUUAUUACUCCAUCAAAGACGUGUCUGUGGGCGGGAUGUGUAUCUGUUACGGACACGCUCAGAGCUGCCCACUGGACCCUGUUACCAAGAAGCUGCAGUGUGUGUGUGAACACAACACCUGCGGAGAGAACUGCAACGAGUGUUGCCCUGGUUACCACCAGCAGCCAUGGCAACCAGGGACCAUCUCAGAGGGAAACACGUGUGAAAAGUGUAACUGUCACAACAAAUCACUCGACUGUUUCUACAAUCAAACCGUCUCUGAGCUGUUUUUGAGUUUAAACUCUCGCGGAGUUCGUCGGGGAGGCGGAGUUUGUAUCAACUGCCAACAAAACACAGCUGGCAUCAACUGUGAGACCUGCAGAGACGGAUACUACAGACCUGCUGAGAUUUCUCCAUACGCAGACUCUCCUUGUGUUGAGUGUAACUGUGACCUGAGAGGAUCGAAGUCUUCGGUCUGCACCAGAGACGACACACAGCCAGGUGUGUCUGCAGGUCAGUGUGUGUGCCGGGAGGGAUUUGCAGGUCAGCAGUGCGAUCGUUGUGCGUUUGGAUACAGAGACUUUCCUCAGUGUAUUCGCUGUGAGUGUAACCUGGCAGGCAGCAUCAACACCGACCCCUGCAGUCCCUGCACCUGCAAGGUGAACGUGAUGGGAGCCCACUGUGAUCUGUGUAAACCAGGAUUCUACAACCUGCAGGAGAAAAACCCAGGUGGCUGCACUGACUGUUUCUGUUUCGGUGUGUCCGACGUCUGCGAGAGCUCCACCUGGUCCACGGCUCAGGUGUUUCUUACAGACGCUUGGCUCCACCCCUCUCCGUCCCUCCACACACCCACUGUCGUCCACGGUAACGACCUCCCUGGCCCCAGCAACGUAUCAUCAGGCGACGCCCACAAAGUGCUCUCCUGGGCGGCACCUGCCAGUUUCCUCGGCAACAAGCUGGUGUCAUAUGGAGGUUACCUGAACUAUUCCGUGGUUUAUGACAUCCCAUUGGACAAUGAAGACCACUCUCUCCCCGCCCACUCUGACAUCAUCAUUGAGGGUCACGGCCAGACUCUUCGUCUCUCGCCUCUUCUCCUCCUCUUCCUUUCUCCGCUGGCCGAGCGCUCGAUCGCCGUGGCAAUGGUCCCACAGCGAUUUGUAAACGAUCAUACAGGUGUUCACGUAACCCGCGACGACCUGCUGUCGGUUCUCGCUGACAUCACGUCGCUGAGGGUCAGAGUUCAUCUGAACGCCUCUGCCAGCGGGCCGAUACGUCUCAGUUCAGUAUCUCUGGAUGUUGCUGACUCUGGAUCAGUUCCUGGGGUUCAGGCAGUUGCUGUGGAGACCUGUGAGUGUCCGUGGGGUUACAGUGGAACUUCCUGUGAGGCGUGUCUCCCAGGUUUCUACAGAGUGGGCGGAGUAUUGUUUGGAGGAAACUGUAUGCAGUGUGAGUGUAAUGAUCACGCCGCCGAGUGUGACGUCCACGGAGUUUGUUUGGGUUGUACCCACAAUACUACAGGUCCUCACUGUGAUCAGUGUCUCCCUGGUUUCUAUGGCGACACCUCAGAGGGGACAACAGAUGACUGUCAGCUGUGUCCGUGUCCUCUGACAGAGCCAUCCAACAGUUUUAGUCCCACCUGUGUGCUGGAGGCACCUGGUCAGGUGUCAUGUGACCAGUGUCAGGAUGGAUACACAGGAACCAACUGUGAGAGGUGUGACAGUGGUUACUACGGUAACCCACAGGUGAUGGGCGGGGCCUGUGUUCGCUGUGAGUGUAACGGUAACGUGGACGUCAGGGAUCCGGAACACUGUGACACCGUCACUGGGGAAUGUCUGCUUUGCCUCAGCAACACGGCCGGGAGACACUGUGAGGUCUGUCAACCUGGUUACUAUGGAGACGCUGUGCAUGCCAAGGACUGUCGGGAGUGCAGCUGUGAUGUCAGCGGCGCCCUCUCCAGUGUGUGUGAUGUCACAACAGGUCAGUGUCCCUGCAGAGAAAAUGUGACGGGGCGCACCUGUGACCGCUGCCAGUCGGGAUUCUUCGGGCUGCAGAGCAGGGAGGGCUGCUGGCCCUGCAGCUGCAGCCCAUCUGGAUCUGUUUCUGAGUCGUGUGACGGAGACGGCCGGUGCCAGUGUGUGGAGGGCGUGGGUGGAGAUAAGUGUGACCGCUGCAGUCGGGGUUACUAUGGUUUCGAUGGCAGUGGCUGCACAGCAUGCAACUGUAAUCACACUGGUGGGAACUGUGACCCCAGGAACGGAGAGUGCAUCUGCCCCGCCCACACAGAGGGAGACACCUGCAACAAGUGUGAGACAGGUUACUGGGGUCAUGAUCCAACCACAGGCUGCAAGCCGUGUAGCUGCAGCGUAGCAGGAAGCUCCGCCCCUCAGUGCGAUCUCACCAAUGGGCGGUGUCAGUGCAGAGAGGGGUUCUCUGGCAGGUCGUGUGACCGAUGUGCUCCUGGUUAUCAUGGUUACCCAGCAUGCUCAGCAUGCGGCUGCGACACGGCAGGAACAGAAGAGAAGUUCUGCAACACGUCCACAGGAGUGUGUGACUGUCGACACGCCGGAGAGUGUGUGUGCAAGGUCGGGGUGUCGGGUCGGCGCUGUGAGGAGUGCGUCUCCGGCUGGUUCGGUUUGUCAGCUGUGAAUCCUGACGGCUGCUCUCCCUGUUUCUGUUCCGGACUGAGCCGAGAAUGUGAGGAGCAGGGAGGACUCAGCAGAGCAGCUAUCACCUUGUCUCACGCUCCAGCUCUCUUGCCGUUGGUCAGUCAGUCUAACCUGCAGGGUGUCGUAUCUGGAGUUUACCAGCAGGGCGGCGAGAUGCUGCUUGAUACCCGUCAGUUGAACUCCAGCAGGAUGGCCGGGCCGCUCUACUGGAGACUGCCCUCCCAGUUUGAAGGCGUCCAGCUGCUGACGUACGGCGGCCUGCUGUCUUACGUCACUACCUUCUACGCUGAGGACAGUUCAGGACUGUCCAAUCACGAGCCUCAGGUGCUGAUGAGGGGCGGAAACUUGAGGAAGUUUGUUAUAUACACUGACAUGCCCCCCCCCGGCAACGGCGUCAGGACUCAGCAUGACAUCAGGAUGACAGAGCACAAAUGGAAGUAUUUUAACUCGGUGUCGGAGAAGGCCGUGAGUCACGCUGACUUCAUGUCCGUCCUUAGCAACAUCCAGUACAUAAUCAUCAAGGCUUCGUAUGGGAGCAGACUGCAGCAGAGCAGGAUCUCUAACAUUACCAUGGAGACAGCAGCGGAGGCAGAGUUAGAUGAGGUGUCGGAGGUUACAAGGGGUGUGGCCAGACUGAUCGAGUCCUGUGUCUGUCCAUCUGGAUACAGCGGGCUGUCCUGUCAGGACUGUGCAGCAGGUUAUUUCCGUCAGCCUCAGUCGGAGCUGUCGCGUCAGAGUCAGAAGUCGAUGUUUGUUCGUCCAUGUGUUCAGUGCCGCUGCAACAACCACAGUGAGAGCUGUGACAUGGAGACUGGACACUGCCAGGACUGUCAGCAUCACACCAGUGGGCGGAGCUGUGAGCGCUGUGCUCCAGGGUAUUAUGGGAACGUCAGUGGCUCCAUCAGUGACUGUUCACUGUGUGCCUGCCCCUUACAGGACAACAGUUUCAGUCCCACCUGUGUGGCAGACGGAGCAGUCGGUGAUUUUCGCUGCACCAACUGUCAGACAGGAUACGAGGGGAGAUACUGUGAGAGGUGUUCUGUUGGUUACUAUGGUAACCCCUCGUUGCCGAGCGGGAGGUGUUCAAGGUGUGACUGCAGUGGCUGGGGGUCUGUCCACCCACUGUGUGACACACUGACGGGACAGUGCGAGUGUCUGGCCGGGGUCCAAGGUCAGUCAUGUGACCAGUGUGACGAGAGGCACGUCCUGCAGGGAGGAGAGUGUGUGUCGUGUGACGACGAAUGCACGGGCGUUUUGCUGGAUGACCUGGACAAACUACAGAACGACUUCCUGUCCGUCAACCUGAGCGGCAUUGCCAUGGCACCGUACCGCCAGUUGGUGGUGCUAGCAAACCAGACCAGAGAUAUCCAGGUGCUGCUUUCAGACAACCGCUCCAUCACUUUCCAUCUGUCAAGAGUGGAAGACGAGUUCAAUCAUUUGACCUCUGACCUCAGUGCUUUAGUGCAGCAGGUCACACGUCUGUCAAACAGCCUGGAGGAAGUGGACAUGUCCGCCAACAACAGCCUCUCCCAGGGCGCACUGCUACUGGGGAACAUCAGUGUCCUGCAAAACAGCGUUCAGGUGCUGCAGAGGGAGGCGGGGCAUCUGAACCAGACCACAGGGGCGGAGCUGGAGUCAGCCAAUCAGACGCAUCUGCUGGAGGACUUGGAGUUCAUGUUGGAAACCAUGAGGACUGUCAAUCUGACGGCCGCCCACACUGCAGCCAAUCAGGAGCUGAGCCUGUCGGAGUCUCUUGUCAACUCGCUGCACGUGGACUUCCUGUCCAGCAGGACAGUGGUGGACAGCAGGCUCCGCCCCAUCUCCAUGUCCCUCACUGCCGGCAUGGAAACGCUGCAAAACGCACACACACACCUGAAUGACACUGCACAAAGAAACGCACAAACAGACUCUCUGCUGGACACAGCACACACUCUCCUGCACCAAUACCAGUCUGUCCAUCAGAACCUGAGCGCUGAGUGUCUCUCUGUGGACGGACUGAUGGAGGACAGUCAGCUGCUGCUGGAUUACACCUUCAGCCUGACGGAGGAGUUAACAAACACCACCAUACAGGUGGAGGUGUUGGCCAGUCAGUUGGAUCAGUGGCGCCCCCCGUUGAGAAAACAGGUGGACGUUUUGGUUGUUGGGCUAAAGAUGACAGACGCUCUAGAGAAGGUUUACCGCGCAGAGAGCUACGCCCACUCGUUGCAGAGCCACGCCCAGUCCCUGCACAGCUCUCUGUCGUCGAUGUGCAACAUGUCUCAGGGCGGCAGCCGAUUGGUUCAGUUGGACAGUGACAUCGCAGAGCGAGUUGACUCCGCCCAGCAGGUGGCCUCGAUUGCCCGUGUCUCCUCCUCCCUGGCUCUCAACAUGACCAUCCAAUCACAGCAGCUGCUUUCAGAGGAGGGUGGAGCCAAACUGAACGUCAGCUCUGCUGUUUUACAAGAAAGCCGACAAACUAACAAGACAGUUGAAGAUCUGCAGCGAAGUGUCUCCAGGGUAACCAGCAGACUGGGAUUGGUCAGAGAGAGCAUCCGUAGCGCCAGUCUCUUCCUCCCUCAGCCAAUCACAGAGCUGCAGAGCCUCUCUAACGGUUCAUCCAUGUUGUUGCAGCAGGCUCAGCUUCAAGCUGCAGCUGCACGCUCUGGCCUACAGGUGGCACUGCAGCAGCUGCAGAGACUUAGCAAUCAGCUGCAGGACUCUUCUUCUGUGGUGGAAAACACCACCAACACAGUGAGGGAGACCAAUCAGCUGGUGACUCACACACACGCCGCAGCCAAUGAGGUGCAGCUUAAGCUGGAGGAGGCGGAGCAUCGUACGGAGCGUCUGAUGGAGCGCAUAAAGCCACUGAGCAUUCUGGGAGAAAAACUAAGCAGGAACCUGUCUGACAUCAGAGAGCUGAUCGAUCAGGCCCGCAGACAGGCCGCAUCGAUAAAGGUGGCCGUGCAGGCGGACAGAGACUGUGUUCGAUCCUACAGACCACAGACUGAGUCCAGCAACUUCAACACUCUGAGUCUGAUCGUGAAGACGUCCAGUCCAGAUAACCUGCUGUUCUACCUGGGCAGCAACACCACGGUGGAUUACCUCGCAUUAGAGACGCACGAUGGGAAGGUGUCUCUGCUGUGGGAUGUGGGUUCAGGCGGCACCAGACUGGACUUUCCUGGACUGGACAUCACCAACAACAGGUGGACCAGAAUCAAUGCUACACGGUUUGGGGCCCACGUCUCUCUAUCGGUCCAUCAGCUGGAGUCGACCUUGCCUCCGUUGCCCGUGGUAACAGCAACGUCACCUGGAUCGUCCCGGAUUUUAGACAUCAACAGAAACACAGUGAUCCACAUUGGAGGACUGGGAGCUCACAUUAAGAGCCCUGCGGCACUGAGGUCCUCCAGCUUCCAGGGCUGUCUGGGUGAAGCGUCGCUCAAUGAGAGAAACAUCGGCCUGUGGAACUACGACAGCAGGGAGGGGGAGUGUGGCGGCUGCUUCAGCAGUCCUCAGGCAGAGGAGACUUCCUUUCACUUUGAUGGAUCUGGAUUCUCAUUGGUCCAGAAGUCUCUGCGUGCCACGUCCACCUCCAUCGUCCUGCUGUUUAAAACUCUGUCACCCAGUGGAUUAAUGCUGUACCUGGCCUCCAACAACACUAGAGACUUCCUGUCCAUGGAGCUGGCAGAGGGGCAUGUCCGUCUCACCUUUGACCUUGGUUCAGGUGCUCUGAUCCUGACCUCCAACAGGAAGUACAACACCGGAGUGUGGUACAAGAUCACCCUGCAGAGGAACAAACGCAAAGGUUACCUGUCCAUCAUGGCUGCAGACCAAUCAUCAGAGAAGGAGGUGUUGGAGGCAGAGUCCCCUGGAACGGCCUCCGACCUGAACCGCUCCGACCUCGACCCCAUCUACAUUGGAGGACUUCCUGCUUCCAGACCAAUCAGGCGACAGGUGGUGUCCAGGUCAUACAUUGGCUGUAUAAAAAACGUGGAGAUCGCUCGGUCCAACUUUGAUCUGCUGAGAGACGCGUACGGCGUGAGGAAGGGCUGCGUCCUCGAGGCGGUGCGGAGCGUGUCGGUGCUGGGCGGAGGCUUUGUUCAGAUCGCUCCUCCAUCUCUCGGUCAGGAGGCAGAGCUUCUCUUCUCCUUCUCCUCCAACAACCAAUCAGGAGUCCUGCUGGCUGCCUUCAGUGACGGCCGCUCACACAGACAGCACUUCCUGUCUGUCCACCUUCUCUCAGGUGCAUUGGAGGCGGAGAUUGGUGAGGUGGGAGGGGCCACUUGGAGGGUGAUGGUGAUGAGACCUGACGGAGGAUCCUUCAGUGACAGAGAGACACACUCUGUGAUUAUCACCAUCAACAGGAAGUCUCUGUCCCUACAGGUGGACGAGGACCACCUGAAGUCUGUCUCUCUCUUGCCGGGCGGAUUUUCUAGUUUAUCUACAGCCUCCUUCUUCAUUGGUGGCCUGCCUUCAGGGGAGGAGUCCCGUCUACCAAUCAGAUUACAGGAUUUAGCUAGGCAGUUCAGAGGUUGCAUCAAACACCUGGUGGUGGGUGGAGCACUUGUUGACCUAUCAGGAGCUGUGAAGUAUGAAGGGGCAAGGCUCGACAGCUGCUUAUUGGAGGAGAGGGCCGGGGGGGUGGUGCUUCCCGAUGACCAGGACGCAGAAGCAACUCCAGAACCUGCCCACCUGCCUGUAGCCCCACCCACACACCUGAGCUCCCUCACACCUGGACCGUUAAUGUGCACGCUGGAGGCAGAGCCCAGUUUUCUGGCAUCAGCUGCUCAGUUUGGUUUGUCCAAACACAGUCACAUGACCUUCAUCAUCAACCCCAGUACAGUCAGGAAGAGUGUCUCAGUGAGGUUGUCGGUUCGAAGCCGGGCUCUGGACGGGUUGAUCCUCCUCCUCUCUGACUCUAAACACAUGGACUUCAUCGUCCUCAGACUGAUGGGGGGGAGAGUGAUGUUGUCAGCUGACCUGGGGAAAGGCCCCGCCUCCAUUACCUCGUCCGUCACCGUUAACGAUGGAGACUGGCACGCUGUGAGUGCUGAGGUCAGCCGGCGGUCGGUGUCGGUCUCAGUCGAUGGAUCGAGUCCGGACUCUGUGACGGUUAAAGGAAACCAGCUGGACGUGGACAACAGACUUUACCUGGGAGGAAUACCACACACACACAACACCAGAAGGAUCAAUGUGAGCAGCAGUUUCCCAGGUUGUGUUCGCUCCGUCAGUCUGAACGGGGCCAUGUUGGAUCUGACCAAACCAGUCUCACAGCAUAAUGUCACUUCCUGUUUCACUAAAGACCAGAGAGGAAGUUACUUUAACGGCAGCGGCUACGCCAUCCUCAUGCAUGAUGGCUAUAAAGUCGGCUCGGACAUGUCGGUGACUCUGGAGUUUCGAACGAGUCAAUCGGAGGGAGUGUUUCUGGGAAUCAGCAGCGCAAAGGUCGACGCCAUUGGACUGGAGAUGAUCGACGGACAGGUGGCGUUUCACGUCAAUAACGGGGCCGGUCGAGUGUCGGUACGUUCAGUUGGUCAGGUGUUGUGUGAUGGACAGUGGCACCACCUGCUGGCCAGAAAAACAAAACACACCCUGAGUCUGAGUGUAGAUGGGCAGCGUUACACCACCUCCAACCCCUACCCACAAUCUACCUCUGCUGAGACCAACAACCCCGUGUACCUGGGAGGUUAUCCAGUGGGUGUUAAACAGAACUGCCUGUCCAUCAGCUCCAGGUUCAGAGGUUGUCUGAGGAACCUGCAGCUUGUUAAGUCUCACCUGAGUGAGACUCCUGACCUGAGCUCUGCCCACUUCCUGUUGGGUGUCACACCUAACUCUUGUCCUGUUGCCUAGCAACGCUCAGCCUGGCUCUGACCGGUCGACUGAGUCUGAUUGACAGAGGAAUCGAUCUGCGUGUUGACGAGAUAACUUUCCUGCCCG
Molecule: messenger RNA, 9321 nt
Organism: Toxotes jaculatrix (banded archerfish)
Lineage: Eukaryota; Metazoa; Chordata; Actinopteri; Toxotidae
Gene: lama1
Product: laminin, alpha 1
Exons: 64
Coding region: 1-9234 (3077 amino acids)
Biological process (GO): camera-type eye development; regulation of cell migration; blood vessel morphogenesis
Cellular component (GO): basement membrane
Molecular function (GO): extracellular matrix structural constituent; signaling receptor binding
Source: RefSeq, a predicted model, not a curated record